AUGAACACGAAAGUGGAAAAAGUGAAAGAUGAGCCAUCCAGUUCCCGAUUGGAAGAGCCCGAGGAGUUGCCCGAUUUGCCCGACUCGACCACCGAAUUUCUGAGUUGUUUGGUGUGCGGACGAACACCUGGGUUUCGCUUUUAUGGAUCGAUUUGUUGUUACUCUUGCAAGUCUUUCUUUCUUCGGGCCGCCAUCACGAAAAAGCAACUCCAUUGCCCGACAUCUGGGUGUAAUUUUUUAAAAUCGCGGUGUCGUGCGUGUCGCUUCGAGAAGUGUCUCAAAGUCGGAAUGAUACCAGAGAUUGUUGGUAGAAGGGUCGACUCAACAUUACGGCUCGAAAAACCGUCUACAUCCUACGCAAAGAAAAUGAAAAAGAUUAAAGAAGAAAUCGACUCAAGUGGAGAUGAAGUCGAGUGUUAUAGUCCGGACACAACUGUGAAUUCAACUAAAGCAGCGACAAUUGUCAAGAAUCACCUCUUAUUGCCUGCACUCGUCUUUCCAAAACCGUUUCGUUUCCCAGCUUUGCAAAACAAUCACAAAGCUGUUCAAGCGCUUGUCAAUGUUGAGAGAAUGUGUCUCUUCGAGGACUCGCCAUUAAAAAAUCAAAUCGAUUUCAAGUUCAAUGUGCAAGUUGGCAUUGUUGAUUUAUUGAUAAAUCCGACUGUUGUGUGUCCUCGAGUACCGAUGGGUUUUCAAGCGAUUCAAGACACCGAGGUGUGCCCGCCAAAUUUUAUAGGAAGGUGUUUCGUUCGUGCAAUGCUUUACUUGGUUGAUUGGGUUCGCUCGAACAGUGAAUUCAAUUUGAUGCCAAUGAUUGAUAGGAUCCAAUUCUGUGCCCGCCUCUUUCCGAUAAUGUAUCCACUACAAAUUUUCUAUUACACUUAUAAAGCGAAAUGCGAGGGUGUGUUGACGGGGCUUGGUGGGCAAUAUAUUGAAGAGGGUUCUCCACUGUUUGGCUCCGAUUCGGAUAUUCGAAAUUUCUACAAACCUCUUUGUGAUCUCACCCAGGGCACUGUCAUUCCGUUGUUAAACGAUAUUGGGAUCACCGAAGAUGAAUAUGUUGUGCUGAAGAAUGUUCUGAUGUUCAGUUCUAGUCUAGGCCUUAGCGAGAGCAGCGCUUUCAUCGUUCGAAACGCUCGACGCCGUUACGAGGCCAUGCUUGUGGAGACAGUUUGCUCACGGGUAUCUGACGCAGCGAAAACAGUCGAGGUGAUGGGCAAAAUCAUGCAAUUUGUCUCAAUCAUUCAGGGCCUCUCCCAAAUCGCCACUCCAUAUUUUGCCCGAAUGACCGUGAUGAACACGGAGGGUCUUCGAUCUCAGCUCACCUCGGAGAUUUGGCUGAACACCUUG
This is a messenger RNA of Mesorhabditis belari, 1350 nucleotides long. Lineage: Eukaryota; Metazoa; Nematoda; Chromadorea; Rhabditida; Rhabditidae. The record is from the annotation of a GenBank genome assembly.